Molecule: messenger RNA, 3699 nt
Organism: Paramecium sonneborni
Lineage: Eukaryota; Ciliophora; Oligohymenophorea; Peniculida; Parameciidae
Source: the annotation of a GenBank genome assembly
AUGAUAUGCAAUUAGUCUUGUUUGACUUGUGAUUCUAACAAUUCUAAUAAAUGUUUAACUUGUGAUUCAGCUAUAAAUAGAAAAUUAGAAGGAUCUUAAUGUGUAUGUGAUAUAGGAUAUGAAGAAAAUUUAAAUAAUUUAGAAUGUCUUCCAAUUUGUGGAGAUGGGAUAGUAGUAGAAAGUGAAUAUUGUGAUGAUUUUAAUAAUGAUCCUUAUGAUGGUUGCAAUUAAUGUUAAUUAGGUUGUUAAGAUAGUUGUUAGGAUUGUAUAAAUGGAUUUUGUAAUUAAUGCAAAGAAAAUUAUAUAUUAGAGGUAAGUUUAAAUUAAUGUAUAAUCAAUUGUAUAGAUUAUUUAUGUUCAAAUGAUUCUUGUAUUGAUCAUUGUGUGUAAUGUGAAUUUGGAAAUUGUAUAAAAUGUGAUGAAUUAAAUGGAUGGUAUUUAAAUGGUAUAAAAUGUGAAUCAAAAUGUGGAGACGGAAUUGUUGUUAAAGAAUUUGAAGAAUGUGAUGAUUAAAAUUUAAAUCCAUUUGAUUUUUGUAAUUAAUGCCAAUAAAGUUGCUAAGAAUAUUGUUUAUUUUGUUUAAAAGGAUAAUGUAAUUAAUGUAUAUCUGGAUUUAAAUUAAUUUCUAAAAUAAUUUAUAGUUAAAUGUAAUGUAUACCUAUUUGUAAUUAUAAUAACAUUAUAUAAAUUGGAGAAUGUUUUGAUAAUGAAACAAAUAUGAUAAUUUAAUUAAAAUUAAAUUGCAAUAUAAAUUGUUUGAUAUGUACAUUUGAUGUUUGUAGUUAAUGUGAAGUUGGAUAUAAAAUGAUUGAUAAUUAAUGUGAAGAAAUAAGUUGUGAUGCAUUAACAAAUUAAGAGUAAGAAUAUUAUAAUAGCUAUUAAUACAUAUAGUAGAUUAAUUAAAAAUGUUAUUAUUAUAACUUAAAAUGUGAUAUAGGUUGUCUAUCAUGUUAAGAAGGACACUGUUAUUUUUGUGAUAUAGGAUUUAAAUUAGAGAACUUUUAAUGUAAAGAAAUUUGUGGAGAUUCAAUUAUAAUAGGUACUGAAUAAUGUGAUGAUAAUAACAAUAUUUAAUUUGAUGGAUGUUAUAAUUGUUUAUAUUAAUGUUAAUAGGAAUGUAUUAAUUGUCAAUUCGGUAAAUGUUUAGAAUGUUAAAAUGGAUAUGAAUUAAUUGAAUUUGUUUGUUAUGAAUAAUGUGGAAAUGCAAAUAAAACAUCUAAUGAAUUAUGUGAUGAUGGAAAUAUAGAACCAUUUGAUGGAUGUUUUAAUUGUUAGUAUUCUUGUGAUGAAUAAUGUGAAAUAUGUAAUUAAGGUUUUUGUUUAAAAUGUAUAAAUUAAGGAUGGGAAUUACACUUAGUAAAUAAUUAAUGUGUGACUAUAUGUGGUGAUUAAAUUAUUGUUGGUUCAGAAUAAUGUGAUGAUGGUAAUAUCCUUAAUUAUGAUGGAUGUUAUGAAUGUUAAUAUGAAUGCUAAAAGGAAUGUAUUAAUUGUAUUGAAGGAAUAUGUUAUUAAUGCAUUUCUGACUUGAUAUUAAAUAAUAAUUAAUGUGAAUAUGAUUCAUCUUAAUAUUUCCCUGAAAUUGAAGAUAAUAUAUGUGGAGAUGGAAUAUUAAAUCUAUAAAUAGAAGAAUGUGAUGAUGGAAAUAAUUCAAUAAGAGAUGGAUGCUAUUAAUGUUUUUUAGAAUAAGGAUUUCUCUGUUAUUAUGAUGAAAUUUUAUAAUUUUAAGGAUGUGCUAGAUGUUAAGAUCUUAAUUGCUUUUCAUGUGAAAUAUAAAAUUAAUCUUAAAUUUGUUUACAAUGUGCAACUGGUUAUUUUACAGAUUAAUUCUAUGAAUGCUCUUUAUGUGAUUAAACUUGUUUAGAAUGUAGUCAAAAUUAUAAGAAUUGUACUGUUUUUAAUUAUUCUUAUUCAAAUUAAUUAAAUUAAACUAAUUGUAAUCAUGGAAUCUCUUAUGAUUUUAAUAACUAUUAUGAAUGUAUUUCAAAAUGUGGUGAUGGUCAUUUAGACAUUCAUGAAGAAUGUGAUGAUAACAAUUUAAAAAAUUUAGAUGGAUGUAAUGAAUUUUGUCAAUUAGAAAAAGGAUAUUUAUAUAAUAUUCAUAAUCAUUCUCUAUUAAAAGAACCCGACAUUUAAGUGGAAAAAAAAUAAUCUAAUAAUAAUUUAUUUUCACUUCUAAUCUAUUAAGAAUAAGAAUUAUUAAAUCUAACAAGUUUAAUAAUUACUAUUUAAGAUUUUUCAAUUUUAGACUUUAAUUAUACUUUCAUAGAAAACAAAGAUAAACUUGAUAUAUAAUUUACAUUUUUAAAAACCAUAGAACCUUUUAAUUUAAUCCAUCUUUCCAUUUCUUAUUUAAAAUAAUUUAAAAAAAGAGAACUAGAAGAAACUUUAAUUAAAGAAAUAAUUAUUGUACCUUAAAGAUAAGUUUUAGUAAGUGAAGAAUAAAAAAAUUAAGGAGAAAUGAUGGCUUCAACUUAUUAAACUAUAUUUUCUGCUUAGAUAUAUUUAGCACCAUUAGCUAUAAUUUUUGGAGGAUUUUAAUUAUUUUUGGCAAUUCUAGAUAUUAUGAGCUGGAUGAAUAACUUUUAUUUUUUAAAUGUCAAUUAUCCAGAGAAUGUUAGAAUUAUAUUUUAAUAAGCUGAAUGGGGCAAUAUUAUUAAUUUUCCAACUUUGCAACUUUUUAAUAAACCAAAUGAUGAUUAUUAUUUUUUUGCUCCACUUAAAUUUUAAGAGAAAGAAAUAGAUCCUUUAUUAUUUAACAAUAUACAAACCCCAUUAAUUUUUGCAUCAUAAGUUUUAAUUACAUUCAUUUUUAGUGUAAUUUUUAUAAAGUUAGUAGAGUUUAUAUUCAAAAAAAAUAAAAAAACUACUCCUUAAUUUGUAAUCUUUUCAUUAGGUGAGGAAAAAAAAAACAUAGAAAUAUAAAAUGCUUAAAAAUAACAUACUUAAUAAGAGAUAUAAAUUCCAAAAUUUCUUUAAUCAUUUACAAGAAAAUGUUAUUUUUUGAAGAAUAAUUUUAUAGCUAACUUAAUAAAAUCAUUUUAAUUAAGUCAUUUAGACAUAACUUUAGCAGUAAUGCUCUAAAUUACUAAUUAAUAAACUGCUAAUAAUUCUAUAGUAAAAAUGAAUAUCAUAGCCGCAUAUGGGUUUCUUAUUUUAAUUUUAUAUAUAAUUUUCAUCUCGUAUAAUAUAUCUCUAGCACAUUAAGUAAAAUUAGAGAAUUAAUUAUUUUGUUGUAGAUAUGGUUGUUUUUAUGAAGAUAUGAAAACUGAAUAAUCGAUGGCUAUGGCAUACUCAUUUAUAAAUUUAAUAAGAAAAACUGUUUUUAUAAUUUCUACUGUUACUUUAUAUUUUUAACCUAUCUUUUAAACAUAACUAUGCUUUUUUUCAUGUCUAUUAAAUAUCUUGUUAUUAUUACAAAUUAAUCCAUAUAAAAGUAAAAAGCAAUAUAUCUUAAAUUUUGUCCCAGAUUUUUGUGUUUUGAUUAUUGUUGGUUGUACAAUUAUUUUUGCAUUUUAAGACAGAUACAGAAUAUUGAAGGAUGAAACAAUAUAUUAGAUUGGAUGGAUUGUUGGAAUAAAUAUUUAUUUGUCUAUCAGCUUGUAACUUAUCUUUUUAUUACAAGAAGUUUUAUCUUCAUUUUGGGAAAAACUAAAAUCUUUAAUUGAAUAUUUGAAGGGCAAGUGCAUAAAUAAUUAAUGA